Messenger RNA from Mirounga angustirostris (Northern elephant seal), 5466 nucleotides. It is a transcript of the gene ZBTB46, whose product is annotated as zinc finger and BTB domain containing 46. Gene Ontology annotation, biological process: regulation of transcription by RNA polymerase II. Gene Ontology annotation, molecular function: RNA polymerase II cis-regulatory region sequence-specific DNA binding; DNA-binding transcription factor activity, RNA polymerase II-specific; protein binding. The coding region runs from base 604 to 2415 and encodes 603 amino acids. NCBI's taxonomy places the organism in Eukaryota, Metazoa, Chordata, Mammalia, Carnivora, Phocidae. The transcript is spliced from 6 exons. The record is from RefSeq and is a predicted model, not a curated record.
GCGGGGGCCGCGGGGUUGGAGCGGGCGCGGGGGCGCGCGCCGGCCUGACGGACGGACGGACGGACAGACGGACGGAGCAGCCGAGGCGAGCGCGCAGCUCGGACCCGCCCGGACGCAGCGCUCGCCCGGCGGCGGCGGCGAUCACCGGCGCCGGUCCGGCGGCCGCGGCGCCCGCCCUCGCCCGCGCCCCAUGGGGUCACAGGUUUAACGGACCACGCACAAUAGGGCUGGACCGAGGAGCCUGGGUACAAACCAAAAGGGGUGAAGAACAGAUAUUUUCUGACGCCGAGGAAAUAUAAACAAAAGAAAGUUUGACUGAGAUUCUCAGCGAAUUUCCUCACGCUUUCCGUGCUACAAUCUCAGCGGCGCAUUUGUCGAGGAUUACAGUGGCAAGAUUGUUACCCGCAUUGUUUAAAGAAAUGCUAAUUAGGCAACGCGUUUUGCAAACUGCUGGGCGCGGACACCUGUGCACGGAGUGCUCACGCGCAUUUUAAUUGUGUCAGUUGUAGAAUCUUUCAUAUUGGAUUUAUUAUCAAAGCUAACUUUCCGUUUGGGUAACAGACUUGUGGAUUCACUCUAUGGCUGGCCCCGCACGCUGCAAGAAUGGAAAAUGAGUCUGUAGAACAGCAACACCAAGGCUUCCCCAUGAACAACCGGAAGGAAGACAUGGAAAUCACGUCCCACUACCGUCACCUGCUCCGCGAGCUCAAUGAGCAGAGGCAGCACGGCGUCCUGUGUGACGUCUGUGUUGUGGUCGAGGGCAAGGUCUUCAAGGCGCACAAGAACGUCCUGCUCGGCAGCAGCCGCUACUUUAAGACGCUUUACUGCCAGGUGCAGAAGGCGUCCGACCAGGCCACGGUCACACACCUGGACAUCGUCACGGCCCAGGGCUUCAAGGCCAUCAUUGACUUCAUGUACUCUGCCCACCUGGCCCUCACGAGCAGGAAUGUCAUCGAGGUGAUGUCCGCGGCCAGCUUCCUGCAGAUGACGGACAUCGUGCAGGCCUGUCACGACUUCAUCAAGGCAGCGCUGGACAUCAGCAUCAAGCCAGAUGCCUCGGACGAGCUUUCGGAGUUUGAGAUUAGUGCCCCUCCCGGCAGCAGCACGGAUGCGCUGAUCUCGGCUGUGAUGGCCGGAAGGAGCAUCUCCCCGUGGUUGGCUCGGCGCAUGAGUCCUGCCAAUUCUUCCGGAGACUCGGCCAUCACCAGCUGCCACGAGGGAGGAAGCAGCUACGGGAAGGAGGACCAGGAGCCCAAGGCCGAUGGUCCUGAUGACAUUUCCUCGCAGUCGCUGUGGCCUGGGGAUGUGGGCUACGGGUCUCUGCGGGUCAAGGAAGAGCAGAUCUCGCCGUCUCAUUACGGAGGGAGUGAGCUGCCUUCCGCCAGGGAUGGUGUGAUACAGAACUCUUUCUCAGAGCAGGCUGGAGGCGAUGGCUGGCAGCCCACAGGUCGAAGGAAGAAUCGGAAGAACAAAGAGACAGUCCGGCAUAUCACACAGCAGGUGGAGGACGAUAGCCGGGCCGGCUCCCCAGUGGCCUCCUUCCUUCCGACGUCUGGGUGGCCGUUCAGCAGCCGAGACUCAAAUGCAGACUUGACGGGGACUGAAGCCAGUAGCUCUGACAGUCGCGGGGAGAGGGCUGAGCUCUUUGGCCACGUGGACGAGGGUCUCCUGGGAGGAGAAGCCAGCUACCUGGGCCCGCCCCUGACCCCGGAGAAGGAGGAGGCCCUGCACCAGGCCACCGCCGUGGCCAACCUGCGGGCGGCGCUCCUGAGUAAGAACAGCCUGCUGUCCCUCAAGGCCGACAUGCUCCGGGACGACAGCUCCCUGCUGCUGGACUACCUGCCCAAAGGCACCCACUCCCUGUCCCUCAACGAGUUCACGGUGAUCAGGAAGAAGUUCAAGUGCCCCUACUGCAGCUUCUCGGCCAUGCACCAGUGCAUCCUCAAGCGGCAUAUGCGCUCCCACACGGGGGAGCGGCCCUACCCCUGCGAGAUCUGCGGCAAGAAGUUCACGCGGCGGGAACACAUGAAGCGGCACACGCUGGUCCACAGCAAGGACAAGAAGUAUGUGUGCAAGUUGUGCAGCCGUGUGUUCAUGUCGGCCGCCAGCGUGGGCAUCAAGCACGGCUCGCGGCGCCACGGCGUAUGUGCCGCCUGCGCGGGCCGAGGCGUGGCCGGGCCCCUGGACGGCGGUGGCACGGAGGGCUCCCCCGAGCUGUUCCCUGGCGACGGGCCCUACCUGGAAGACCCCGACGACCCGCGGGGGGAGGGCGAGGAGGAGCUGUGCGAGGACGAGGAUGAGGUGGGCCUGGCCCACGAGGACGCGCUGCUGGCGGCCGAGAAGGAGGACGAGGACUCGCCGCGGGGGCCCGGCAGCCCCCCGGGGGCGCCCGACAAGGACUUCUGGAUCUCCUAGGCCGCGGGUUGGGGGCGGGGGCGGGGGCGGCGCCACCCCUCCAGUGCGCACGCGUGCGUGUCCGUGUGCGUGCGUGCGUGCGUGUGCAUGUGCGUGUCCCUAGGAAUCUGCUCUCGCCUGGGGCCCGGCCACGCUGAGCCCCUUUAUUCUGCUCCUGCCCCAGACACACACACAGAAACCGGCCCCGCGGGGUCGGAAGCAGGCAUGACCCCAGCAAGUAAGGGCUCCGGGACCGGACAGGAUGUUGGGGGGCACAGGGUGGGUUUGAGCAGAGGGAGGGCACACGUUCCCUGGUGUCUGCGGGGACCAAGGGAGGGUCCCCAGCAGGGGCGCGUAGCUAGGGCACGCAUGAUGGCCCGAUGGCCGGGUCAAGGUCGGGGCUGGUCGGGGUCAUGAGCGUGGUCCCCGAGGCCACAGGUCCAAGGGGUGUUAAGGAAGGUGUUGCGUACACCCGAUGUCCAGUGCUGGAGUCUCCCCCCGCCCCCUGCUCUGCUCCCCCUUUCUCAGCAGCCUGGUCACUGCCUGCAGCCACCACCGCAGCCUUCUGCCGCUGCCGUGGCGGCCCGCGGAAUUCAGGUCCAGUGUACAGAAAGCCCCGUGGCCCUCCUGCCUCUGGGCUUUGGUGCUUCACAUACAACAGCUGCAGACGCCCCUGCCGGGGCCGAGGACUCCCAGGUGCUAUCAUCCGGUGGAGGCCGCCAGGUGGGGACCGACGUGCCACGCUCCUCUGGUGCAGGGCUCAGCGCGCCCCGCUGCUGGCCACUCAGGGCCCUUUGGGGCGCCUGGGCUCUUCGUUCCGCGUGCACUUCCUUGGGGAGCCCGGGGGCGGCCUCGUCCCCUCGCCUCUGCCGUCCUUCGUGCCCAGGCCCCUCCUGCCGGCCCCUCCUGGGUGCCCUUGCCUUGUUGCUGCUAACACUGGAGGUGGGGAUCCUGACAGCCGUGCCACCUCCCCGCGUGGGUAACCAAACUUUUUAAGUUGUCAGAGACAUAGUUGAGGUAGUUACAUAAAAUUAUUUUGUUUGGCAUUAUUUUUCUGACGUGACAAAACCUAGCGUCUUUCCUUCAGCUUGUCAGUCCUUCUGUUGUCUUUGUAGAUGAGCUCACCGCCUCUUUGUGAUCUGGUUUUUUCUGAGUGAAAAGCAAGGGCCCCGCUGUGAGGACCCUCCCCUGGGCCGCAGGACCCGCCCUGGUCUGUCCCCUUCCCCGGUAAGGCCGUCGCGGACCACACUUCACUACUCAGACAUUCCGUCCUGCGCCCGCACGGCUCAGGAGCAGGCAGGGCCCGUCCGGGCACGAGCCCCGCUGAGGGCAGUGUUUCUACGUUCUCUUUUUCCACGGACUGUAAGCUUCUACCAGGCUGGUCACCGUGUCCCAUCUAUUCUUUUUAGGUGGAAAAAGGAGAAUCCCCCGAGCCCCUAACUUAGGUUCCGGGGGUGGCCUGGAGCGCUCGCCUCCCUGGCUGCCGCUGGGGUGCCGGGGGCCUUCUGUGCGUGUUUUCAGUACCAUCGGUUAGAGGGCGUGGACAGAGCCGGCCACCGGCCGCCCGCGCCCCUGUCCCCCGAGGGGGCGUGGGGAGCCCUCGCGGGCUGCCCUGCCGGCUCUUCCUGACACGCGGGUGGGGGGUGGGGGGCGAGGCCAGUGCAGGGGCUCUGGGACCCACUUCCCUUGCUGCCUUUCUCCAGUGGGGCCCCGGGCUGCACCCCUCACAGGGCCCUCAGAACUGUGUACCUCCCCGACUUUCUGACCCCUUUUCUAAACAGACCUACUUUCUUAUAAAUGUAUUUGGAAACCAGACCUUUGCUACCAAUAGUGUCUCUGGGUUUUGUACCGGUCCCACCGCUCAGGCCGUCCUGCCCACACCCUGGGCCAUCUCUGCCUCCGCACUCAGGACAUCUCGCUCUUUCCGACCCGCUCGCUCCCUGCUUUGGACCACCCUUGCUGACCUUUUUGGAGGGUCGCUCUCAGUGCCACAGGGGCAUUUUCUUCCUUAAAACCAAUACUGUACUGGAAAACCGAGGGCCCCACUCCCGCCCACCAAGUUCGCAAGGCGUGUGCGCAGUUUGCCUCCGUCGACGGAAAUGAAGGCAUCCCCUCUCAGGAGGCGUGGAGGGAAAAGACGUGUAAUGAAGGGUUUUUUUACGUGACUGGUUUUUUUUUAAAUCAACGUUUAAACUAAUAAAUAUUUUUUUAUGAAGAGGAGAAAAAUGUGUAGAUUACAUUUCACGUUUUGUACUUUUUUGUUUGUGUCUGUCUGUAUUUUGGUGUUUGCAACACCCAAGUGGAAAAUGCAGUCCGUUGAGUGGUGAGUUCUUUGGGGUGGGGGGGGCAGGGAACCCGUAUGACUUUUGUAUCAAGCUCUGGAUCCCGACCAGGUUGUAUAUUUGGACUCUGGGUUUUGGGAAACAGUCAUAACACUGCCAGGACUGAAUAGGGACCUCGACUCAAGAGACACGGCUACUCCUUCCAACUUUGCACAUCUUCCUUUUUAAGAAAGAAACUGAGAAAAGGCAAAAACUGGAACUUUUUGCAAUAUGAUGAAAGAUAAUCUUAUUUUCGCUCAUUCUGUGACACGUGCAACGCUUAAGAAAGCCAUACUUACUGGUGGUUUUUAUUUUUUAGGUUCUAUAUUGUGUUUGUGUGUGUGGCCCUUUCAGAACCACUCGUAGUGAGGGUGCUGUGUGUGUGCUUUUCUGAAAUAUUUAUUUUUUCAACAUGCUUUCAACCUGUCAACAAAAACAAAACAAACAAGGGCAGUGUUUGAAAAUUGUUGGUUUUCUUUCCCUUGGGGAUAAUCUAUAUCAUAUCAACUUUAUAUUAUCAUAAACCUGUGUUUGUAUUGGAGAUGUGUUUAAUAUUUGGGAGAAGAGACUUCGGUGAUCGGCUGGCAGAAAAUCGCAGCUGUUGCAGUCCGUAGCCACAGGGCAGGUGGAUGGCACCUUCCUGUCUGCCGGGGCGAGCUCUGGGCCUGCCUGGGUCUCCUUCCUGUGACGGGUUAGCUUCGACCUUCUUGCAAAGCUUCCACUUUCAAUAAACUGGGAAAUUGCUGCUCAA